This is a messenger RNA of Sporothrix brasiliensis 5110, 3834 nucleotides long. RefSeq names its product protein efr3. The record is from RefSeq and is a predicted model, not a curated record. The transcript has a single exon. Lineage: Eukaryota; Fungi; Ascomycota; Sordariomycetes; Ophiostomatales; Ophiostomataceae. Gene Ontology annotation, biological process: protein localization to plasma membrane. Gene Ontology annotation, cellular component: plasma membrane. The coding region runs from base 1 to 3834 and encodes 1277 amino acids.
AUGCACGCAAUUGCUCAAAAGUGCCGACCGAAGCACCAGGUGCUGAUUCUCAAGUGCUAUCCACGCACCACCAAAGGCACCAUCGACGUCAAGCCCAACUCAAGUGAGCUCAGCUACCUGCUCUACUACGCCACCUCCCGCCGGAGUAAGAUUCAAAAGGUAGGCAGUUUCCUUGAGCGAAAGACGGCUAGCGAUGUCUGGCGCCAGCGGAUAGGCAAUGUCCAAGUCACCCUCAAGAUCCUCGAGGCUCUCAUCGAGAAGAACCCCAAGGAUCUACCCUUGGUUGCUCCCAAUGUCCUCAAGAUUCUCGACGUCAUCCUCCGCUCAAACGACAUCACCAUGGUUGAGUCGUCUAUCCCGACCUUCAAGGUAUUCUGCGCCAACCAUGACUCCUCGACCCUGCUCGCAGACCAGCUGUACCUCGCCCAGUUCGAGGCCGUAGUGCGCCACUAUGCGUCCUUUGCUUCCACCCGCCUCUCGCCCGGUAAGACCCGGCCCAGCAGGCCAGUGGCCAUGCGAUGGCGUAGCGCAGGCCUCGAGGCCAUCCGCGCCGUUGCUGCCUCGGACGCCCUCUCGUCAAUUGCCGGCCGCCAGUACGAUAUGAUGGUCCCCAUGAUCCUCGAAAAUCUGUGGACCGACAACGAAGAGUUCCUGGAUGUGCUGGUCGACCGUGCCGAGGUGGAAGAGAAGAAGGACGACACAGACCGCCAGCUGAAACGGCGGAACAGCGUGGCCACUGUGCGCACCGCCGACACUGCCGGCGACACCAACCCAAUUGCCCUCUCCGGCACCGCCAUGGACGUCGACAAGCUGGCCGAGCAGGACAUUGGUGUGCUGGCCAUACUGUGCCUGAAGCAGAUCUUCAUCUCCUCGAGUCGCUCGCUCAUCCACUACGCCACUCUGGCCUUGCUUGACUUUGUCAAGGACCGUAUCGAGCAGGGCGAGGCGGUCGUGCGCACGGGUUCUGGUAGCCGGGAAGGCGGAUGGUCUGUCAAGAUCUGCGGCCUUCUUUUGCGCUGGGCACCCGUCCAGGAGCGCUACAUCAUUCUCAUUACCGUCAUGGAUGCCCUGGCCCGCGCCCCUCUCUCAGACGAGACUCUCGACCUCCACAUCACUCUGACCACCAUGGUUGGCUCUCUGCUUCGCUCUGAAGAAAGCCUGAUCGGUCUCAGCGUCAUGGAUGUGCUCCUGGGCUUCAUCCAGCAUAUCAAGAAGCUUGUCCAGAUGCCUGGCGAUCCUGCCGCAGCCGCCGCCGUCGCCGCGUCCGAAGGUCCACUCCCCGGUCGCCCCGACCCGCGGUCGCCUUCCACGUUGGCCGCCAUCGAAACUGUUACCACAGUUGCGUCAAAGCGUAAGGAGCUUCUGACGCGGUUGCAACAGUGCAUUGGUGACCUCGCCACACACGUGUACUACGCUGACCAGAUUUCCGACAUGGUCGCGACUAUUCUAUACCGGAUGAAACCGCCACGGUCGAGCACCGGUACGGGCAGCUCUACGCCGCCAGGCGAGAAGGCUUCUGAGGACGGAAAGGCUGACGGUGAUGGUGCGGCCACGGGGUCGGGCACGGGUGACUCGCCGCAAAAGAACAGCGCACCCCACACCGCACCCCACCAUGCUUCAGUCGACUCCCUCUUCUCUCUUAGUGUGGCCAAGACGGCCGUGCUGCGCUCGAUUAAAGCCAUCCUGUUGGUGGCCAACCCCAAGACUACCCUCGGCGGCAACCAGACACUGUCCCGAAACCGCGUACCGAUCCAAGUCUGGGAGGGUACGCACUGGCUGCUACGGGACACCGACGGCCAAGUGCGCAAGGCGUACGUCGAUGCUCUCAUCACCUGGCUCGACCGUGAGGUUUCGCAUGCCGACCAGCGUGCUCGCGACGAUAGCACGAUUGGGUCGUCUACCCCAGUGACGUCCGUACUCGGCCACCGCCCUAGCACGAAGAAUAACCCGGCGGCGGGUGCUGUUGGCGCGACUUCGAACCUGGCGAGACGCGCUGUGUCGAGUACCUCGAACCGCGGUGAGACGGGCGCGGUGAGCAGCCCCAUUGCGAAGCAAUCUUCUUCCAGCCGCAGGCGCCGCAGCUUCUUCCUGGCUCUCCUCCACGUCGUUAUUUACGACAACGCGCUGCAGUACGUCGACUACGAGACGGACAUUGUUCUGUUGCACGUACUCCUCUAUAAACUCGUCGACAAGUUGGGCGUCAACGCUACGCGCUACGGCCUGCCCAUGAUCUUCCAGCUACAAGAGGCCAUCCAGGAUGUUGAGACGCCGCAGGCCAAGGUCCGCGUCGGCACGCUAGUGCACGGCUACUUCUGGACGUUGACCGAAAAGUUUCGCUUCGAGACGACCAUGGUCGGCCACGCCAUCCGCAACGAGGUCACGCGACGCCGCUCCAAGCAUUUCUGGGUCGAGGGUGUCCACGUUCCGCCCAGCGCGCUCCUGGAACUCGUCGGCACGCCUGGCAUGCCCCGGCCACAGCCACGCAUGCCGCUGCACGAGAUCGAGACCGAGGCUCUGCUGCCUUUUGACGACCGCCUGUCUCUGGUCGAGAACAUUUGCUCCGGCUACCAAGAAACUGCCGGCUCGCCGCCCCAGAGCCCUGCUGUUAGCCCUGGCAGAAACCCUGGCUCGUUUAACUUUGGUAUCAAAGGUAGCAGUUCUGCUCCUAGAGUAGACCACGACAAUGUCAAUGGCAACACCGACUUUGACGAGGAGGUCCCCGCCUCGUACAGGAGUCAGAUGCUGUCGGACUGGUCACGCGACGCUGUCAUCCAGGCCGUGCAACAGCAUGCUGGCAGCAAGACGGUAUCGCUGAGUGGGUCGCGCUCCGGUACCAUGGCGACCAACUCCAAUGCUGCGGCUGGUCGCAACCACCUGACGGCCAACACGUCGAGCGGUCUGGCCAAGGAAUACCUUUACACCAAUGGAACCAUGCCCUCGCCCUCGGCUAGCCACCAGAAUUUGGGGGCCGGGCAUAACAACGACUACCUGGCACCGCUGGUGACGAAGCUUCGCAAAUCGAGCAUCCAUAGCGGGGUGUCGCCGUCGCCUGGUGGCAGCCUGUCAAGCCGGAACGGGGCGCACAACGGCACUGGAUUUGUCACGUCUGUGGACCAGCUCAAGAUGGCCCUCUCGGGUGCUGACGUGCAUGCCAACUUGGGCCACCGCCACGGCGAGAAUCGUGGCCAAAACGACGACGGUGACGACGGUGACGAAAACUCCGACAGCAUGGCCAGCUACGACAUUUCGGCCUCGGAGUUUUCGUUCAACCCGCCGCCGGUCAGCAACGCAACCACUGGGGGCGACUUGCAACAACAACAACAACAACAACAACAACAACAGUCACAGCCAGAUGCGGAAGUCCCUACAGUGUCACCAGUUCGGCAGGGGACGUCACCUAGCCGGAAGGGCUCGACAACAGGCGAGUUCCUGGAGGCGCCAAAUGGCCACGGCAGCAGCAGUGCCAAUUACAAGAGCGGCGGCAGUGACCAGCCGCAGCAAGGCAACGGUGAUGAGUCGGUCCCGCCGGUGCCACCACUGCCGUCUCCAAUCAUUCGCGAGCAGCACCAGUUCCAGGCGCAACAGCUGGCCAAUGCCGACAAGACGGCGACACCGCCACGGCCCAUGACAUCACCACCGGCCAAGUCUGCCGCAUCUGCGGCUCAACAAUCCACCCGGCGCAAUAUCAAGAGCCGGGGCGGCGAGAGCAUCCUAUCGAGUGUUCUGGGCGACGACAUGGACACACCACCACUGGAUCUAACGUCGCUCCUCAAGGGCAUUGAUAGCCGUGCCGGCGAGAACGGGCUGGGCAACCUGUCCCGUCCACCUUACUAG